AUGUCUGUCCUCGAAAAGACCCUCCCCAAGCCUAAAAUCGAGCUCUACAGCGGCAAAUACUUCGCAGCCUGUGGUCUCGGUGGAAUAAUCGCCUGCGGUCCAACCCACACAGCCGUAACCCCCCUCGAUCUCGUAAAAUGCCGUCGCCAAGUCGAUUCGAACCUUUACAAAUCUAACUUUGGCGCAUGGAAAUCCAUCUACAAGGGCGAGGGCCUGCGCGGGGUCUUCUUCGGCUGGUCCCCCACGUUCGUCGGAUAUUGUUUCCAGGGUGGUGGAAAAUAUGGGUUCUAUGAGGUCUUCAAGUACCUCUACGGCGAGAAGAUGUUUCCCGAUGCCAAUAAGACAGCCAUCUUCUUGGCCGGUAGUGCGAGUGCUGAGUUUAUCGCGGAUCUGGCGCUCUGUCCGUUCGAAGCUAUCAAGGUCAGGAUGCAGACCACUCUGCCUCCAUUCGCGAGUACCUUGAGGGAGGGUAUGAGCAAAGUUAUUAAAGAGGAGGGUUAUGCUGGCCUUUACAAAGGACUCUACCCCCUUUGGGCCCGCCAGAUCCCAUACACGAUGUGUAAAUUUGCAACCUUCGAGAAAACCGUCGAUGCCAUAUACAACCGUCUCGGAAAGCCCAAGUCAUCGUACAACGGCCUCCAACAAACCGGAGUCUCCUUCCUUGGUGGUUACAUUGCAGGUAUUGCCUGCGCAGUCAUCUCGCAUCCGGCUGAUGUUAUGGUGUCCAAGUUGAACUCGGACAGGAAGGCGGGUGAAGGUGCUGGUCAGGCUAUUGGCAGGAUCUAUAAAAAUGUUGGUUUUGCCGGGCUGUGGAAUGGACUACCCGUCCGAAUUGCGAUGAUUGGUACCCUUACCGCGUUCCAGUGGUUGAUUUAUGAUAGUUUUAAGGUGGCGUUGGGAUUGCCUACUACAGGAGGUCACUAG
Molecule: messenger RNA, 924 nt
Organism: Lachnellula hyalina
Lineage: Eukaryota; Fungi; Ascomycota; Leotiomycetes; Helotiales; Lachnaceae
Gene: PIC2
Product: Mitochondrial phosphate carrier protein
Exons: 4
Coding region: 1-924 (307 amino acids)
Biological process (GO): mitochondrial phosphate ion transmembrane transport
Cellular component (GO): mitochondrial inner membrane
Molecular function (GO): phosphate transmembrane transporter activity
Source: RefSeq, a predicted model, not a curated record